CCUUUAUUAUCGAAAAAUGUCGAGAAUUACAGGAGAUGACGAUAAUGAUCAAGCGGAAUUAGAACCGAAACCUCGACCUGAUCCAAAGGCAUCUGAACUUCCAAUCUUACCUGAAGUUGAAAUAAAGCCGUCACCACCGCCUAUCUCACUUUGUAAAUGUUUAUUGGGGAGUGAGUCGCAAGAAGAGGUUAUUGUUUCAGAGCGAAAGAAUCUAAUUUUGUCAACUGUCUCCAGAACUGAGAACUAUUUACGUGAGCGACGUAUUCCUGAGCUUUUAAGGCAUUUGGAAGCAGUGGUCAAAAGCUUUGAUCCUGGACAGCGAGGGUGGCUUUCUGCGGGACAAGUCCGCAGAGCAUUUAUUACACUGGGUCUGACUCCAGUAGACGAUUUAGACGACAGGAUUCCCACUGAUGUAGUUUUAGAAAUGUUAAAAUAUACUCAAGAGAAUGAACUAUAUGACUUAUUGAUUGCUGGAAUGGCUUUUCAAAAGCGUAUCCCAGGUUCAUCUUCAUUCACCGCUUUUUAGUUCAGUGAAAUUUUUCUUUAUUUAUAAUUUUUCUUAGCGUUUUAAAA
Messenger RNA from Trichoplusia ni (cabbage looper), 573 nucleotides. RefSeq lists its product as uncharacterized. The transcript has 2 exons. NCBI's taxonomy places the organism in Eukaryota, Metazoa, Arthropoda, Insecta, Lepidoptera, Noctuidae. The coding region runs from base 17 to 526 and encodes 169 amino acids. The record is from RefSeq and is a predicted model, not a curated record.